Molecule: messenger RNA, 2521 nt
Organism: Drosophila bipectinata
Lineage: Eukaryota; Metazoa; Arthropoda; Insecta; Diptera; Drosophilidae
Source: RefSeq, a predicted model, not a curated record
CGAACGGAUUCGGGCGCGCUUCGUCGUACCCGCAGCUCGAAACCGAAUUAUGAAAUUCCCACGUCGGUGUAAAGUGAGAUGAUUUGAGGUCUGAGUUACAAAUCCUGUCCCGUGCCGUCGCCCCAACAUCAUGCUCGACAAAUUCAACACAAACGCAUUCAUAUCGUUUGGACUGGGAUUCAUACUGAUGUGGCUGAGCGAAGCCACGGAAGCCCAUGUGAACUACACAGCCAAGCCGCGAGUAGUUCUUCCGCCUAAUUAUGUCAAGGAGAUACGACCGCCCUCGAAGAAGGGCUCCCCAGUGAUAGUAGACUUUAGCAUAUUCGUUGUAGAUAUUAACUCAAUUAACGUAGAGGAUAUGGACUUUAGAGUAGACAUGUUUAUACAUCAGCGCUGGCUGGAGUCCCGGCUGGAGAUCCCCGACGACAUCUUCGAGGAGGGCGACGACUACGUGACACUGCUUCCAGAGGUCUUUGAGAAUUUUUGGCAGCCGGAUCCGUACUUUCUCAAUUCCAAGAUUGCCGAAAUAGCGACACUGACCCACAAGUUUACGUCGGUGACGCUCUACAAGAACAAGACGGUGCGCUAUGCCGCCCGGAUGCACGCGAUCAUCGCCUGCCAGAUGGAGUUCCAGCUGUACCCCAUGGACAUCCAAGUGUGUCCCAUUUACAUAGAGAGCUUCUCGUCGAACAACCAGAAGGUGAAGCUUCGUUGGUCCGACUCCGGAGUCACCCUCAAUCCGGAGCUGAAGCUUCUCCAGUACAACCUGGGCCAGCCCCUGGAGCUGGAGGAAUCAGAUGGCUAUAUGCCUGAGAAGGUCGGCAACUUCUCGCGCCUCACCGUGUACUUCCGCUUCGAGCGCCAGAUUGGCCACCACCUCAUCCAGACCUUCGCCCCCUCGUCGCUGGUGGUGAUGUUAUCCUGGUUCAGUUUCUGGCUGGGCCUGGAUGCGAUCCCGGGACGGGUUACGUUACUGGUCACCUGCAUGCUGACACUGGUGACCAUGUUCACGGGGGCGGACAUUCCCCCCGUGGCGUACGUUAAGGCCCUGGACCUUUGGAUGGCCGGCUGUAUGCUGUCCGUGUUCGCCGCCCUGGCCGAGUUCGUGGUGGUGAAAGUUCUGGACGUGCAGUACCAGUACCAGGUGAACCGUAUACCCAAGCAACAUGGAGAAGGGCCAAUGUGCGACGGUGGCCAGCUGGGAGGGUGGAGCGGUGCGCUCCAGGAAAGCCACGCAGACGCCCACGACGCCCGGACAGACGUCUCUGCAGGGCAAUGGAGGUCCUCCGAAGCCUGCGAGGAGACAGAGUCUCCUCUCGGUGGCCUGGACGGACACCGACACGGGAGUCGAGAAGAUCAUGUGGCGGGAGAUCGACAAGGUGUCCCGGGCCGUGUUCCCCAUCCUGUUCUUCGUGUUCGUCCUCCUGUACUGGCCGAUUCUGCUGAUGAAGUCGUCCUAGGAUUUGGGGAGUUCCAGAAUACACAUUUCUGGACUCCGUUAAAAAACCGAACAAUUGCGGAUCUGUUGAUGGAACAAUACCUGCUACUGGACUGGAUCUAAAAGGCCCCAAGUGCAAUUCUUAAAUCUGCGAAGAGCGGCUCGCUCUCCGCCAUCGAAGUACAACAAAUACAACAACCAGAAAAGCCUACAGUUACCUACAUAAGUGUGUGCACAGCCCAGGUGUACGGAUUACAGAACUCAGAUAUCGAAUAUUUGCUCACGACGAACGAGAGUAUAGUUCACAUGAGUGUUGCUUAGCCCCAUGGUUUUUUUCCAAUCUACCUAUAGGAUAUUCUCUGACACGGCUUCAGCUGCUCUAGGCAAUGGUGCUCAGGAUCCCACAUAGACCUUAAUUUUAUUCAGCAGCUAAUUAUUUCGCCUUACUACCACUGCAUUUGUCAAUCGAGUCCAAGCUGGUCAUUGAAUAAAUGUACAUCACUGUGCUAGUGACAAUACCCCACGGUCGACGGGUUGUCCCUACUUCGAAAGUAUACACCACUACCUACUAGAACCACAAGCUACACGCGGUACAUACACCACUCUCAAGGCAAGGCAAGGCAAGGUUUUAAUUGAAUUUUUGUAUUAGGCUUAAGCAAAUCAGCCAAGGAAUGGAUCUGGUGCUUUACGGAGAUAAUAAACUAUGUGGCCUCUAAGGAUAUUGGGAUUGUAAAUACUGAAAAGAACCGAGAAUGCUUUUAGAGAUUUUUACAUAAAUAUUUAGAAUUAUUUAAUCAUUAUAGCGCAUUUUAUGCAAAACAUUAGAGCUGUGGCUUUUACAUCUAAUUGAGAAUCGAGAAACCAACUAAAAUCGACCUUUGACCUGUAGUUCAAACAGCGCACGUCAGGCAGAUGGGAUAUUUUGGAAAACAAUGAAUAUAUACCUAUAUAUAUAAUAUAUAUUUGUUAAGUUAAAUCGAGUUUAUAUUUGAUAUAAAAAUAGCGACACAAUGUAAAUACAUUACAUCACAACCAAUGUACUACUUGCAUAUAUUUAUCUAGGAUUGUAUCUGCUAUACGAAG